Molecule: messenger RNA, 1377 nt
Organism: Didymodactylos carnosus
Lineage: Eukaryota; Metazoa; Rotifera; Eurotatoria; Philodinida; Philodinidae
Source: the annotation of a GenBank genome assembly
AUGCCACGACCAGGAUUGAGAAAUUGUUUGUCUGAAGAUUUUCAACAAAUCGAAGCUGGCGGAUCAGAUACUCCUCUUCGAUCCAUUCGUAAACAAAAUUCACGAAAAUUACGUUCUGUUGUUUCAUAUUCUGAAGAUCUACCUAGCGGGACUAAUUCAGCAAUAAAUAGUCCAUUUCGUUCUAUUCGUCAACUAAAUCCGCAAUUAUCUGCUGCAAAAGCAGCUUUACAUUCGACGUUAUUACAACGUAUUUGUGGACGCGAAGAAGAACGUCGAACAAUUGAACAAUUUUUAGCACAAAAACUCAGCAAUGUUGCUGACAAAACUAAAACUAAUAAUCCUUGUUUAUAUAUUUACGGUGCACCUGGUACCGGUAAAACAGCUGUUGUAACAAAUGUGACAAAUUUUUAUAGUGAACAGAAACAAUUAAAAAUAGUUUCAAUUAAUUGUAUGUCUACAACAAAAUUAUAUGAUAUACUUCAACAAAUACUUGACUGUUUGAAUUGUAAAACAAAAAUUACGACAAAAAAUAUUUGGACACUAUGUGAAACGUGUAUAGAAAAGUUUAGUUUGCCUGUUGUUCUCGUUUUCGAUGAAAUUGACGGUUUGUUGCUGUCAAAUGACGUUGAAAAUAUUUACAAAUUAUUUCAAUGGCCACAUGUACUGGAAAAUUUGCUUAUGAUUGGUAUUGCCAACUCCCUCGAUUUAACCGAUCGUUUAUUACCACGAUUACAGUUGAAAUUAGAACAUAAACCCUCUUUACUGAGUUUUACACCUUAUACACGGGAUCAAAUGUUGAAUAUUGUACAUGAUCGUCUUAGUGGUAAUCCAAAUGAUCUGUUUGAUCGUAAUGCAUUAAUGCUAUGUGCAACAAAAGUAGCAUCAACAACUGGUGACUUACGAACCGUCUUUGAAGUAUGUCGACGUUCAAUGGAACUUGUUCAACCACCAUCUACAGAAAUGGAACAUCUGAAUAUAGGUGUGGGUCAUGUGAUGCAAGUAUUUGAAUCGAAUCAUAAAAAUACAAACACAUCUGAUAAUGUAAAGACGAAAGAGUUGCCAACGUAUGAAAAAAUAUUAUUAUGUUCAUUAAUUGUUUAUAUGAAAAAGACUAAGAAACGACUAUGUGCACGUGGAAAGGUUCAGUCAUUAUUUGAUAAUAUAUGUCAAACACAGAAGAUAACUAUACCAGAAGAAAAUGAGUUUGAUGGAUUAGUUGAUGGUUUAGAAACAAAAGGUUUUAUUAAAAUAAUUCAAUCAAAAACCAAAGUUAAACGCGAUGAUCAAAUUCAAUUUAAAGUAGAAGAACAAGUGCUUAUCGAUACAUUAGAAGAUGAUACAUUGUUAGGGAUCGUGUUACAUAAUAAUAUUGAAUGA